Molecule: messenger RNA, 724 nt
Organism: Petromyzon marinus (sea lamprey)
Lineage: Eukaryota; Metazoa; Chordata; Hyperoartia; Petromyzontiformes; Petromyzontidae
Source: RefSeq, a predicted model, not a curated record
CAGUCUGUUAAAGCGUUGCAGUGGUCUUUGUCUUUGUCUGUUCAUGUGCAUGGCUGCACGUCUGCAUGUGUCAUCCACAGCUCGCAGAGAUACGGCACGCCUGCUAUUGCAACUGGGUGCAGACACAAUGGCUCAGGACAACACAGGACAGAUGUGUUUGUCCUUGCUGCUAGAGAAACUCCCUUCAGUGGCACUGGUGGCAUUGGAUCAAUUGCACGUUGUGGACCAUUCCAUUCACAAGCAGUACUAUUAUUUGAAGGCGUUGGAGAGCCAAACUGAAUGUAACGGGAAUCCUGGCAGUUUGAAUUCUCUGCUGGAACUCAUUGUGAUACAUAAAUUAUUUGAUGUUGCGAGUCAUCCCGCUGUCAGAAAACUCGUCGACAUUAAAUGGAAGGCAUAUGGUCUGGCCGGCGCUUGUGUUCGACUGUUUCUGGAGUUAUUCUUCAUCAUCACGUGGUCGAUCCUCAUGAUGGGCGUUGACUGGGAGAACCGCCAUGUGUACACCUUCCCACAGAGUGCGUGGCGUGCGGUGCUGGCUACUGUGUGCGUGGGCCAGCUGGCGAUAAACGUGGUGGCCGAACUCGGGGAGUUCCGCUCUGCGUCCCGUGCCCUCCGAUGCUGGCGCGAGUGGUGGCGCAGUGAGCUGAGCCAGGACCUCCGCUUCUGCCACCCAUGCUGGCCACAGGCACGUACAAACAAGAGUGAGCUGCAGCAACAGCAAUAG